CACUCGGGGGAACAGCUGCUAACGGCAGCCGUUAGCUGGACUGAUAACACGGUUAUUUUGUCGACACUGGUUUUAUUUCAUUGUGAAAAUGAGUCGGAUGACACGACUGCUGAAAGGUGUUCAGCAGGAACUCAAGAACAGGAGUCAGAAACCUGCAGAGGAUCCUGUACAGUCUCCAGAAAGUCUGGAUGUGUCUUUAAUAGAGAAGGCCAGUUUCCUUCAAGGAGAACAAUAUUCUUCUCAUGGUAAUCCCUUGCACAGCACUGCUUUAGAAGAUGAAUGGAGCACUGAACCAGACAGUCAUCCAAAGGACACUGCAAGGAGAAAGGCAGGUAAAGAAAGAGUGCAGGAGAAAGCCCAGGAUGUCGCAGGGACUCCAAAGAGACCUGAACGUGUUGAAAAAGUUCAGGCCAAAACAAAACAGAAAAGUGAUGUCCGAGCACAGAAGAAGACCUCAGAAUCCAAAAAGAAUCAGAGGCCAACACAGAAGACACAGCAAGGACCAAACUCCCAACCACGGCGUUUGCAGACCAUCUCGGAGAACAGAGAAAAAGAAGGGAGGAGAAGGGCCCAGUCUGAAGUCUUUGAGGAUCCAACCAGUGAGGGUUCAGCAGGCGAUGUGUUACCUGAGGUAGCUCCCGCCAAUAGCCAGCGCCGACCCUCAUUGUCAUCAGAGGAGUUGACUGAUGAAGAUGAGAGUUUUCAUCCAAGCAGUGAGAAACCCAAACCAUCCAGAGUGAGGCUACAGAGGAGAUCGAGGUCAUCCUCUGGUCACCAGCAGAGAGGUCAGAAACAGAAGAGAAAGUCUUCAUCUGGAUCCUCAGACAAUGGAAACCACCGUAAGAGGCAGAAACGUGGAACUAUGAAAAAUCCAAUUGAUCUUGAUGUUGUUCUUGAAGCAUUCCAGGAAUUUAUCACCCAUUACAAGGAGACAGUGAACUCUGAUUCUGUUAAACAAGCCAUAGAUGCAUUCUCUCACUCAUUUGAGGAGCAGCUCACAGAGAUGAUCACAGCAACAAAGGAGUUUAAUGAUGUGAAGCGGAAAGCUGCAAAGAUUAAUAGUACCCUGAACCACAAAAAGACUAGGCUCUUGGAGGCCAAGAAUGAACUAAUUAAAAGUGAAGCUGAUGUGAGGAAACUUCAGAAGGAGCAUGAUGAGCUUGAACAGAGGCUCAAGGCCUUGAGACAGGGCACCACCUUCCUUACUAACCUGAAGGAGCUGAACCAGAGGUACCUAGAGUAUCGCAUUGUUCACCCUGAUGAGCCAGAAACGUAUGGCCCUUCCUGCAUGCCAGCAAUGCUACUGGAGGCCAGGAGCAUCAUGGGAACUGAAAACCAGUUGAAGACCAUCAAUGACAAGCUGCAGCAGGUCUUGGAAGAAAAUGGUCACAAAUAGAAUUGUAUAUGCUUGGUUAAAAUUAAAUAUUACAUGUUUAGUAAUGUAUAUAAAGAAGGUCCUUUUAAUUGUAUUUUAAACAGAUUGCAGGUCUGUGCCCGGUGACCAUCAGCUGAGUUGAGACAGUAAAGACCCCCCAGUGACGUUAAACAAUUCAGCUUGUUUACGAAUAGUUAAAGUUUUUUGUUUUUUUUACCUAAUGCAAACCACAGCAAGACACUAGUAUUCUCACAAGUAAACAUAACUGAACUUUUUAACAUGCUAAAUAAUGUGAUAUUCUACUUCAGUCCACAUUGUACCUAGCAUAGAUGAAGAUGAUCUAGAACUCUGACUGUACUGGUUAAACAUGCUCAAUGCAGCCGACAGAGAUCAUGCCUGUACAGUAUUCUGCCUAUGUUCAAGGAGAAUUCCACCAGUUUUUUAAAAUUUCUUUAUACUGAAAUGGUUAAAAUGUAAAUAUAUUCAUUCAGAAUGGUGUAAUGUGCCAUGCUCUGUUCUAGAGCCAGAAUUGUUCAGUGAUAGGA
Messenger RNA from Colossoma macropomum (tambaqui), 1920 nucleotides. RefSeq names its product centromere protein U (gene cenpu). The coding region runs from base 89 to 1396 and encodes 435 amino acids. The record is from RefSeq and is a predicted model, not a curated record. The transcript is spliced from 12 exons. Lineage: Eukaryota; Metazoa; Chordata; Actinopteri; Characiformes; Serrasalmidae. Gene Ontology annotation, cellular component: nucleus.